This is a messenger RNA of Rotaria sordida, 336 nucleotides long. The record is from the annotation of a GenBank genome assembly. NCBI's taxonomy places the organism in Eukaryota, Metazoa, Rotifera, Eurotatoria, Philodinida, Philodinidae.
AUGCCCACGUAUCUUGCUCUAGUACUGUUUGUUUUAAUUCUUGUAUUACAGCAAACAAUACAUGUGAAAUCGUUUGUUUCACCUCUUCGACGUGAUAAUCAUGAAAUUCGUCGAUUACAUGCUAUUCGACCUCUACGAGCUCCACUUAUGGGUCGAUCAUUAUCACCAGUUAUAUCAAUAAAUGCUGAUGAUGAUAAUUUUAUAAAUGAUAUAUCAAAUAAUACCAAGUUUAUUGACGAUGAAUUAGUUUUCCUCGCUAAACGACGACAGGGUGGGGCACCACUAUAUGGUCGACGAUGGAUACGUAAUCGACGACGAGGACCACUUUAUGGCUAA